AUGUUUAGAGUGUGGAAAGAGAUUCAGUCAGAGUGGACAUCUUCAAAACCAUCAAAGGACUCACACAAAAGAGAGACCGUUUCUAUGCUCAAAGUGUGGAAAGAGAUUCAGUCAGAGUGGACAUCUUCAAAACCAUCGAAGGACUCACACAGAAGAGAGACCGUUUCUAUGCUCAGAGUGUGGAAAGAGAUUCAGGCGGAGUAGCAAUCUUCUAAUGCAUCAAAGAAUUCACACAAAGGAGAGACCUUUUGAAUGUUUAGAGUGUGGAAAGAAAUUCAGUCGAAGUAGCAAUCUUCUACAGCAUCAAAGAACUCACACAAAGGAGAGACCUUUUGAAUGUUUAGAGUGUGGAAAGAAAUUCAGUCGAAGUAGCUAUCUUCAAAACCAUCAAAAAAUUCACACAAAAGAGAGACCUUUUGAAUGCUCAGAGUGUGGAAAGAGAUUCAGUCAUAGGAGCACUCUUCAAUGGCAUCAAAGAACUAAUGCAAAGGAGAGAACUUUUGAAUGCUCAGGGUACGGAAAGAGAUUCAGUCAUGGUAUCUUUCUUCAAAGGCAUCAAAGAACCCACACAGGGGAAAUACCUUUGUAAUGCUCAUUGUAAGGCCCCUGUCAAUCUCACAUGUGGCAAGCCAAUUUGAUUCCCUUCCUCUUGUAAUAGUUUGGAGGGGGGGGCCCGGAUAGCCGAAAGUGCUUUUGUAUGCUCAGUCUGUGGAAAGAGAUUCACUUUGCCUGGCUAGUUCUUUGGUUCUUUUUGUGCUCUUUUCUGCUCCUUCACUCUGAUCAUUUUAAGAGUUCUCUUUAUUCCUAUGUCCAUGUUGCUUGAAUGCUGCAUUGAAGUUGUUGAAUCUUUUUCUGUAAUCUUUUGGCUCGUUUUUAUCUUUAGCAGUUAGUUUUCUCACUAAUCCAUCAAGGUUUUUAAUUUCAUUUGGCUACAUAAAUAAUCUUUCAGUUCAGUUCAAGAGCUGAACUGUUAACCACCCACCUCUUUUCUUCUUUCUACCUUUCCCCAGCCAUUCUGGGGAUUAUCAGCUAUUCAAUCUUCUUUCUAGAAUUGUGUCACAGCCCCGGCCUUGCU
Molecule: messenger RNA, 1075 nt
Organism: Sphaerodactylus townsendi
Lineage: Eukaryota; Metazoa; Chordata; Lepidosauria; Squamata; Sphaerodactylidae
Product: zinc finger protein 391-like
Exons: 2
Coding region: 215-589 (124 amino acids)
Biological process (GO): regulation of transcription by RNA polymerase II
Molecular function (GO): DNA-binding transcription factor activity, RNA polymerase II-specific; RNA polymerase II cis-regulatory region sequence-specific DNA binding
Source: RefSeq, a predicted model, not a curated record